AUGGGGGUAUCUCUAACCUUCGCUUCUUCUCAGCCUCUUGUAUUAUCCGAGAGGAGCUUACAGUUGCAAAAAAAUGGCGGACUCAUGGUACUCCGGGGCACGAUGAGGGCCCACAUCGAUUGGGUCACCACAAUCGACAACUCCGACAUGGUCGUCACCUCUUCUCGUGACAAAUCAAUCAUCAUUUGGCGCCUCACCAAGGAAGACAAGACCUAUGGUGUCGCACAACGCCAUCUCACCGGCCACUCUCACUUUGUUCAAGACGUCGUUCUCUCCUCCGACUACCAGUUUGCUCUAUCCGGUUCAUGGGACGACGAACUCUGUCUCUGGGAUCUCAAUGUCGGAACCACCGCACGCCGCUUCGUUGGCCACACCAAAGACUUCCUCUCCGUCGCAUUCUCGAUCGACAAUCUUCAGAUCGUGUCGGCAUCACAUGACAAGUCGAUCAAACUGUGGAACACACUUGGGGAAUGCAAAUACACAAUCCAAGACGGCGAUACUCACAGUGAUUGGAUGAAGCGCACAAAACCUCGUGUUAUUGGGACAAAAAUGGUGGAGGUCAGAAGGUCAAGUCGUGUUGCGCAUCUGUCUGCCUCGAUUUACAAGGAACUCGUGGUUUAUGAGCGAGUUGAGUUACCAAGAACGAAAUUGGAAGCAUUUAGAGCUUCUGUUAAGACUAGUAUCAUAAGGCAAUUGGAAGCAUAUAGAGCUGCAUUUAAUCAGUCAAUCAGUCUAAAGCGCUACUAUGUGGAAUCAAUGUGGAGUUUUAUUCUUAAACCCAUCACGGUUAUGCAAAGAGUUCUUGGUGAAGAUUUAGAUGGUUUGGACAUGAAUGAUCUCACCAUUCUCGAGCAACAGAUCUAG
Molecule: messenger RNA, 864 nt
Organism: Lactuca sativa (garden lettuce)
Lineage: Eukaryota; Viridiplantae; Streptophyta; Magnoliopsida; Asterales; Asteraceae
Source: RefSeq, a predicted model, not a curated record